Molecule: messenger RNA, 672 nt
Organism: Exserohilum turcica Et28A
Lineage: Eukaryota; Fungi; Ascomycota; Dothideomycetes; Pleosporales; Pleosporaceae
Exons: 2
Coding region: 1-672 (223 amino acids)
Source: RefSeq, a predicted model, not a curated record
AUGUCUAUGCAACCCGUAACAUUCUCUUUCAAAGACCCGCAUGGUAACCGGCUCUAUAAAGAGCAGUACGAACACGCAGGCACUCUCUACGACGAGGGUCGCGAUGACGAAUGUCUGGAAGCAGCAAAAUACAACUUGACGGAUCCUACCCUCCCUCCUUACUAUCGAAGCAAGGACUAUAUUCUCAUCGUAUAUGCCGUGAAAAGCUGGACUGCCGCAGAACCGUACCUGGACAAGGCUAAGGAAGAGUAUGCUAAGUGUCGUACUUGGGCAGCAAGGCUGGAGGAUGAAGAUGACCUUCGUGUGCUAGAAAAGAUACGACAGGAACUGGAGCGGUUUGAAGACGCCAGGAGGGAAGAUCUUGAAGGCCCUGUAUUCGGACCCGCCACCGACGCAGAAUACGAUGAGCACGAAGGGAGGGGUAGAGAGAUGCACGGAAUUGUCGACGAUGACGAAAUUAUGGAGGAUGAUAAACAUGACGAGCCUGGACAUCACUGUGAAGGCCCGGUUGAGCUUGCUCAAGUCGAGAAGGAGGACGAAGGGAACGUGGAACAUCUCAAUCUUCCCAUUCACUCUAAAAACAAGGCUACCAACACAUCAAACGCCAACGGCACCGCAGUUGCUGAAGACGCCACUGCAACUCUCACGGCUCAUGGAAACGAAAAUACGUAG